UAGCCCCUACCUCAUGCAGCAGCGAACACACAAGUUGGCACACUACUGCAAGGAGCUAGCUUCGCAUUUGGCAACUUACCCUGAAUAAUACGAGUCGCGCGAUGACGGGACAGACGGAGAUUCCGGUGAUCGACCUCGCCGGCCUCACCGCCGGCGCCGAGGAGAGGUCGCGCACCAUGGCGCGGCUCCACGAGGCCUGCAGGGACUGGGGCUUCUUCUGGGUGGAGAACCACGGCGUGGACGCGGCGCUCAUGGACGAGGUCAAGCGCUUCGUCUACGCCCACUACGAGGAGCACCUCGAGGCCAGGUUCCACGCCUCCGACCUCGCCAAGAACCUGCCGGCGGCGGCCGGCGCCGGCGGCGAGGAGCCCUCCGACAAGGUGGACUGGGAGGCCACCUACUUCAUCCAGCACCGCCCCCGGAACACCGCCGCCGACUUCCCGGAGAUCGCGCCGCCGGCCAGGGAGGCGCUGGACGCGUACGUCGACCAGAUGGUGUCCCUCGCGGAGCGCCUGGGCGAGUGCGUGGGCCUCAACCUGGGGCUCCCCGCCGGCCACGUCGCGGCCGCCUUCGCGCCGCCGUUCGUGGGCACCAAGUUCGCCAUGUACCCGCCCUGCCCGCGCCCGGGGCACGUGUGGGGCCUGCGCGCGCACACCGACGCCGGCGGCAUCAUCCUGCUCCUCCAGGACGACGCCGUGGGCGGGCUCGAGUUCCUCAGGGGCGGCGCCGAGUGGGUCCCCGUGGGGCCCACCAGGGGCGCUCGCCUCUUCGUCAACAUCGGGGACCAGAUCGAGGUCAUCAGCGGCGGCGCGUACCGGAGCGUCGUGCACCGCGUCGCGGCGGGGAGCGAGGGGCGCCGGCUGUCCGUGGCCACGUUCUACAACCCCGGGCCCGACGCCAUGGUGGCGCCGGCGAUGAGAGGGGACGACGCGGCCGCGGCGGCCUACCCGGGGCCCUACAGGUUCGGGGACUACCUCGAGUACUACCAGGGCACCAAGUUCGGCGACAAGGACGCCAGGUUCCAGGCCGUCAAGAAGCUGCUCGGUUGAGCCACCAGGCUGAGCUUCCGUUCAUGGAGAUCCUUGUUUCGAUUCUUCGCUUUUUGCUUGUUGUUGAUCCAUGGCCUGCAUUGCGUGUUUACUUUAGCAAAUCUUAUUCAUUGUAUGUAUUCUGCGGGUUGACUAAUGGUGCGGCUUAUGAACGCAUCCCGUCAAGUACAGCUUGUUUGCAAAACAUUGUUCCCUUCCGGUAAAGGUGGAUUGAGGUGAAAAAUGAAGUAAUUUCACAGA
This is a messenger RNA of Panicum virgatum (switchgrass), 1289 nucleotides long. RefSeq names its product 1-aminocyclopropane-1-carboxylate oxidase 1-like. NCBI's taxonomy places the organism in Eukaryota, Viridiplantae, Streptophyta, Magnoliopsida, Poales, Poaceae. The transcript has 2 exons. The record is from RefSeq and is a predicted model, not a curated record. Bases 102 to 1049 code for a protein of 315 amino acids.